GAGAUGGAUCCUUUGUACGAAUAGAAUAUAUCUAUUACCCUUCAUAUGAACAUAGAAUUAAAUGUCUGAAAAGUCGAUGCUUCUUCUCAUAUGGAUGACAAAGAGUUAUUCCAAAGAGCCAGACGAUCCAAACGCUUCUACGAUUAGAGUUGAACAAUGCUAGGUCGUUAGGUCGCUAAAGUCACUGGUAUCAAAUUGACUAAGCAGUCAAUAAGGUAAUAAAUGCCCACAGCAAGCAAUGUGCUACCUUCUCUUUUAUUUCGCUUCUCUUCUUUACUUCCUCCUCCUUAUAUAGUGUCACGAUGUCGAGCUUUUUGUAGAUCCGGUAUCUACCCCCGUUCUUAACAUGUACACCGCUGUUGAUCGUCGCCGAACUUGGAGUAUGCGACUCCUCUUAAGUGUUGAAUCUAUAUUGAAGAAUGAGUUGUAAUAUGGAGUAACGCGCAUGAAAGUCUCCCGUGGUUGGUCUUUUGGCGUUUUUAUUAUGUUCACUGGAGUAUUAAGCGCGUUUCUUUUUGCAUCAGCAUCAGCACCUAUGACGAUCCCAAUGAAAGAAAGCCGCCUAGGCUGGUUCUCGCUCAAAUCAGAUGGAACCGAACAUUACAAUGCGGAUUCGAAGAGGCUGGAGAAAUCCAUAUAUAUAUUUUUUCUUUCGUUUCUAAUCGUCGACCCUUGGUCUUAAUAAGAGAGGCUCGAAAAAUAUGAUAAAUGACUAAAAAGGUUUCGGAGAUGUCCACGAAUGAUUUUUAGAUGAUGACCAUGCGGCCAUGCAAGGAAAAUAUUAUGAAACACGUUCAAGCGCGGGUCGGUUGGGAUUAUCCUGGAGUAACAUGGCGGUCAUGGUCGCAGCAUAUAACUUUUUAAGAUAUCUAAUUUUGAUAUUUUACUGAGCGACGGACCGACUCUUGCAACGUUACAGGAAAUAUAAUUAUCGUGUUCUGGGUAUUGCUGAUCAUGAAGAAUAGAAUAGCCAACUAUACUGAAUAACAAGCCUGAGACAUCUUCUAUACUGAGA
Messenger RNA from Hypoxylon trugodes, 1015 nucleotides. RefSeq lists its product as uncharacterized. Bases 446 to 682 code for a protein of 78 amino acids. NCBI's taxonomy places the organism in Eukaryota, Fungi, Ascomycota, Sordariomycetes, Xylariales, Hypoxylaceae. The transcript is spliced from 2 exons. The record is from RefSeq and is a predicted model, not a curated record.